Messenger RNA from Closterium sp. NIES-67, 1509 nucleotides. Lineage: Eukaryota; Viridiplantae; Streptophyta; Zygnematophyceae; Desmidiales; Closteriaceae. The record is from the annotation of a GenBank genome assembly.
ACGACUACAAUCUACGCAUGCGUGUUAUGUAAGCUACUAAAACGUGUAUUACUGCCGUCACAUGGUGGCUUCGACUAGCUUAGCUGACGACGCACAGGCAGUAGUGUGUGUCCGCAGAAAAGAGCAAGCAAAGCUUGCGUCAGUCAUGGUUGGAAGGUUUGAAGACGCUCAGUAGAGUCGAUAUAGACGUGGCUUUGCGAAACCAUGGUAGAAAAUACCUCUAGAGACUUCUAAAACGCGAGGUACCACGUCGGAGACGCCUGGUAGCUUUAGAGUCGACCGUGUACGCGUGGCGUGUGGCUGUGUGCUGUGUGCUGUGUUGCGUGGGAUCGGCAACUUGUCGCGUGAAGGUUGAAGGUUGAAUCUUUUGCAGCGUCGUGUGACAUUGCAACAAGCCGUUGCAGGGUAACUCCAUAUGUAACAAGGUGGCUUCGAGUCGACCCUAAGUCGCCUAGGUAGUGGGAGAAGGCGAAGAUGCCGGGGACUCGAUGGAGGGAGCGGAGGGAGCGGAGCGACAACCUUAUGCAGCGCCUGCAGCACCGCGAGACGUUCCGCUCGCCGCCAUGCGCGCAGCUACACUCCGUGCGCCGCUUAUACGAGAACAUCGUGCCGUCCCAUACGGUGUACGACGUGGAGUCGCCGGAGCACGUGAUUCGCCGGUUCAGCCAUGACGGGCAGUACUUGAUCUGUUUCUCCAGGAACGGCCUUGAGCUCAUAGUCUACCGCUUCCUCUGGUUCCACUACUGCGCGCAGGGGGCAGCAGCAGUGGCGGAAGCAGAGGAGGACGAUCAUCUCCCCCCAUCCACCCGGAAGUUUGAGAAGUAUUUCGAGCAGCUGUACUGCGCGCCGCUGGGGCGGGGCAGCGAGGUGCUGUGCAAAGACCUCUUCCUCUGCUGCGAGGGCAGUGCUCUGGGGGUGUUUGCGGUUGGGGCAGUGAAAGGGGUGCCAGCGAUGGAGAGCAUUACUCUGCAUCUUGUGAGGCUCGCUGACGGCAAGGUGGUGGACAGGAGGGUGUUUCGCGACGACUAUAUAAACCUCACCCACAACGGAGGGGCGUUUCUGUACGAGGACCUGCUCUCUGUCCUCAGCAUUCGCUUCCAGCGGAUCCACCUCUUCCAGAUUGUUGAGGCAGCGGAGAGGUUUGUGGACGUGCAGGUGAUAGGCCCGUACGGGUGUGACGACGAUGAGCUCGUGCUACAGUCGCACUUUCAAGAAGAAUGGCGCUUCCAGCGGCACUUAGCUGAACUGCGGAGGAGACAGGCCCUCGGAGGAGUUUAACCAUGUCGACCUUUGGGUCGAGUCUCUUCAGUCUGUCGUAUGGUCCCGAUGGGCGUGCUUCCCUGCAAUCCCAGUCACACACUCACACCCACUCACCCACUCAGUCCCACACUCACUCACAGUCACAGCCACAGUCCCACUCACAAUCUCACUCACACUCGCAUGCUCACUCUCAGUCUCAUUCCCAUGCCCACUCACACCCUCACUCGCACUCUCGCUCGCAAGAGGUGA